Messenger RNA from Mytilus californianus (California mussel), 687 nucleotides. Its product is annotated as calmodulin-like. Bases 53 to 541 code for a protein of 162 amino acids. NCBI's taxonomy places the organism in Eukaryota, Metazoa, Mollusca, Bivalvia, Mytilida, Mytilidae. The transcript is spliced from 5 exons. The record is from RefSeq and is a predicted model, not a curated record. Gene Ontology annotation, molecular function: calcium ion binding.
UUUCUCUUUUUGAAUUAUAUGAUAUUUACAAUGCAUGAAUACGGAUACUUAAAUGGUAACGUGUCAAUAUUUUGCACUGUUAGUUGUAGACAAUAGGAUCAGUAUGUCGGGUGAAAUAAGCGAAGAACAGAAGCAAGAUAUCAAGGAAUGGUUCAAUAGAUUUGAUACAGAUAAAGAUGGUAAGCUAUCUAAAGAAGAAAUAACGAAAUUGUUACGUGUGGUAGGAAAUAACCCUACAGAGGAUGAUAUCACACAAGUAUUUAAAGAAGUUGACACAAAUGAUAAUGGUCUUAUCGAUCUGGAAGAAUUUCAAGCAUAUUAUGUAAACAACAUAGCUAAUGUGGACGAAAAACAAUCUCUUUUAGAAGCUUUUAAAUGCUUUGAUCAAAAUAACGAUGGAUUCAUCGAACGGGAUGAAUUAAUGAAAUUCAUGGAAGACCUAUCAGAGGAGCAGGCACAAGGAAUGAUUGAUAUGGCCGACAAAAAUGGCGACGGAAAAGUUAAUAUUGAAGAGUUUGUGGAAAUGAUGAUGGCGAUAUAGAUGACGUAAAUAAUUGAACAAAAACAUUAGAGUCUAUUAUCAACAAAAUUGUGAAGUGUUUGUGAAGAUUAUUUCAUAUACCUUCUUAGAAUAGUAUGUUUCUAUUUUGUAUUCAUGUCUGUUGUUAUUAAAGGUGAAGUAAAUCA